Messenger RNA from Wickerhamiella sorbophila, 1041 nucleotides. RefSeq names its product RNA polymerase II-associated protein RBA50. Bases 1 to 1041 code for a protein of 346 amino acids. Gene Ontology annotation, biological process: transcription by RNA polymerase II. Gene Ontology annotation, cellular component: nucleus. The record is from RefSeq and is a predicted model, not a curated record. The transcript has a single exon. Lineage: Eukaryota; Fungi; Ascomycota; Dipodascomycetes; Dipodascales; Trichomonascaceae.
AUGGACAUUGGAGAGAUUGUGGAGCGUGAUUCGGAGGUUAAACCGCCAGCUCCCCCUAAGCAACCUAGACUUAAAAGCUUGCCCAAGGCCUGGAGACCCUCUCGUGCUCGAGGUCCAGGCAUCGCUCCCGCUCAAGCCCCCGGAGCGGCACCUCCUGCUCCUGAGCAACCACCCUUGACAGAGUCGGAGCAGAUUCAUAUCGAAAAUGUCAAGAAAUUAGCAUCAAUGUCCCCUGACGAAAUGGAAAGAGAAAGAGAAGAGAUUUUUCAAAGUAUGGACGCUUCUGUUUUACAGGGGCUUUUGAAAAGGAUUGAACUCAAAGAAGCUGGGACGGCGCAGAAGACUGCUGAUCCCCUCAGCACUACAGACACCUUGCCAGAUCAAGUUGAAUUCAAGCCUUCACCAUUAAAAGUGGAUGAAGAACAAAAAGCAAAUAUUUCAAACUUACCUGAAACCGAGUCUGUGGCCCAAAUGUCACACUCGCAUGAUCACCAAGGUGAGACGCUGCACUUUCCCUCUCCGCCUGAUGACUUGAAAAAGUAUUUCCCGGAUUUGCCGGUUGAAACCGAAAAAAUGGCCUGGAUGCAGCCAAUCUCUACUGAGGAAGAAAACGAGUAUUCUGCUGACCUUACUUCGGUGGCACCGUCUGAGAUAAGGUUUGAUUUUAACGGAAAUUUGUUGACACCCCGCCAGAGCCGGGCGAUUGAUGGGUCUAAAGGGUUGCAUCACCAUGGAGAUGCACCUAGUGCUGCCGGGUACACUAUCUUAGAACUCGCACAUCUAGCCCGCAGUAGCCACCCAGCUCAAAGAUCCAUGGCAAUUCAAACGUUAGGCCGAGUUCUCCACAAGCUAUAUCUCGGAAAGUUUCGCAAGUCUUCAGAUCUACAAGGUGGCUUAGAGCAGCUCGUGGAAAGUGGUAGAGUGAUGGACACACUUUACGAGGCUGCGGGCGAGCGGACAAGGAGUGUAACCGUCCGUACAUUAGCCACAGAAGCGCUAUGGCUCAUAGAAACAGUGAAACCAAGUAAGCCGACGACAUAA